Molecule: messenger RNA, 609 nt
Organism: Boeremia exigua
Lineage: Eukaryota; Fungi; Ascomycota; Dothideomycetes; Pleosporales; Didymellaceae
Exons: 1
Coding region: 1-609 (202 amino acids)
Source: RefSeq, a predicted model, not a curated record
AUGCCAACAACCGUCCAAGACAUCCUCAAGCGAACAUGGCGCCCACCUCUCAACACCACGAUCCUCCCAGCUGACCACGACAAACACUACAAACCAUGGGGAUUUGUACUCUACCGCACAUGCUACAGCCCCGCGUCUGAGCCGCAGUGGCACGCACUCCUGGCCUCCAUCUCCUCGGCCGUGCUCGCUGAACUCGGCAGGUGCAGACAGCGAGGCGAAGAUCCUGACGCCGUUGCUAGAGUCGAAGGCGCGUUUACGCUGGACGUGCGCUCCGACCCCACCUUACUUGACAGCCUCGCCAUGGAUGAAGUGUGUGCGCUCUUCCGCGCCGAAACGGGAAACUCGGUGGCGGAGAUGCGCGAGCGGCUUAUCCCGCAUACCCUUAUCUUCCUGCUGGCUGAUGGAGAGGUACUAGAGAACGUUGCGGAGGGCGUGGUGAAGGUGGUGCAGGCGGCGCCGGGUGAGAAUGCGGACCCGGAGGAUUACUGUCAGUGGAUGAGAGUGCAUGCAUGGGGGCUGGUGGAGAUGUGGGUUCUGCUGGGGGUGUUUGAGGGCCAGUUGUUUGAUUUGAUGGAUGAUGAGGGGCCGGGGGCCUUGUGGACUGUGUAG